UCGAGCCACAGACACACACACACGCAUGGAUUUACUUUGCCUCAUUAGUAGGUUAUUCUCCAUUUAAACGCAGACCAGUAUCCAAGCACUGUCACGAAGUUCACAUUUACAACAAGAGAAUCAAGAGAAUAUUCAAACAAUGCAGCCCACAAGACUACAGGUGAGAUGAUCAGAUGGAGUCAAGGGAGAGGAGCCGUCACUGUUCAGUAUGCGGAGGAUGGCGGAGGAAGUGCAACCCACGGAGCCGAGUUCAUGGUGGAUUUCUAGUUGGCUUCCUUCUUGGUGUCCCACCUCGGUCUCAAAGCUCAAGGAUGCAGAAGAAAAAAUGCUUACCUGUGUGAGAAACCCAUUUUCCAGGCAGUAUGUGCGUAUAUCAGAUGGAAACUACCUUUGGACCUUAGCCUUUACCUCUCAACAGCGAUCUCUACACCGGGCCCAGCCCAAACACCAAGCCCAGCCUCGGCCCAAGCCUCCCCUGGUCCUACUCCAUGGUUUUGGGGGUGGCUUGGCGCUAUGGGUCCAUAACCUGGAUGCUCUCUCAGACUUCGGAGCUGUGUAUGCCGUGGAUCUUCUGGGCUUCGGCCGGAGUAGCCGGCCCCGGUUUGGCAAUGACCCCCAGCAGGUGGAGGAGCGGUUUGUGGCCUCCCUGGAGGAGUGGAGGGAGAAGGUGGCUCUGGAGCAGAUUGUGUUGCUGGGACACAACCUGGGGGGAUACCUAUCUGCAGCCUACACACUGGCAUACCCACACAGGGUGAAGCAUCUGAUCUUGGUGGAGCCGUGGGGUUUCCCCCCCCGUCCAGAGAAGACCGAUCACGAGAGCAGCAUCCCGGUGUGGAUCAGAGCCAUGGGGGCCGUGUGGAGCCCCUUCAACCCCCUGGCUGGCCUCCGACUGGCUGGACCACUGGGGCCAUCGCUUGUCCAGAUGAUCAGAUCGGAUUUUAAACAGAAGUAUUUGUCCAUGUUUGAUGACAACACUGUGUCUGACUACAUCUAUCAUCUGAAUGUACAGACUCCUAGUGGAGAGACUGGAUUUAGAAAUAUGACCAUUCCUUAUGGUUGGGCCAAGAGACCCAUGCUGGAGAGAAUCGGACAUAUCAGAGCUGACAUUCCCAUGUCCUUCAUCUACGGAUCCCGCUCCAGCAUCGACAGUAACUCCGGAUACACCAUCCGGAAAACCAGGCCAGAUGUGGAAAUCAAUGUGAUUAGGGGAGCAGGUCACUAUGUCUUCGCCGAUCAGCCAGGUGACUUUAACCAGACCCUCCUCAAGAUCCUAGCAGACAUGGAUUAGAGGAAGGAACUGGAGGAGAGAGACUAGCAGGAAGAGAGGCGGGGGGUCAAGACGGAAGGAAUCAGGAAGAAGAAGGACCCAGAUGACCACCACCACUGACAGCAUUUAACUCACACACAUGUACAGACCGAGUACAGAGUUGACUAUCUGUGAUUCCAUCAUGAGGAUGAUGAGAGCAGUAAAGAUGGCAGUUAUGCUAA
This is a messenger RNA of Osmerus eperlanus (European smelt), 1488 nucleotides long. Its product is annotated as 1-acylglycerol-3-phosphate O-acyltransferase ABHD5-like. NCBI's taxonomy places the organism in Eukaryota, Metazoa, Chordata, Actinopteri, Osmeriformes, Osmeridae. Gene Ontology annotation, molecular function: lysophosphatidic acid acyltransferase activity; carboxylic ester hydrolase activity. Bases 209 to 1288 code for a protein of 359 amino acids. Gene Ontology annotation, biological process: negative regulation of triglyceride storage; phosphatidic acid biosynthetic process; positive regulation of triglyceride catabolic process. The transcript has 8 exons. Gene Ontology annotation, cellular component: lipid droplet; mitochondrion. The record is from RefSeq and is a predicted model, not a curated record.